CAAAAAGUUGUCAGUUGAUUUCUCAGAGAGAGAGAGAGAGAGAGAGAGAGAGCGUGUGGUCGAGAGAGGAGAGCGUGUGGUGGAGAGAGGGAGAGAGAGAAUGGAAGUGUUGGAGAGAAAGAGAUAGCUAGGGUUUCGGAACUCGAACUCCCUGAAACUUCACCCUUUUUGCGUUCUCUGUCCGCCAUAAGAGUCUCUGGUUUCUUCAUCGCCGUUUGAUUUGUUGAAAACUUUCAAUCUCCGACUAGAGUUUCGGUUUUUUCGGUGAUACGACCGUUAGAUUUCUAAUAUCUUUCCCUUUCCGGCGAAAAUUCCCCUUUUUCCGGUGGUAUCACCGUUCGAUUCCCCUCAAAACUCCCUAUUGUCGGCAAAGAAGUUCCCAUUUUCCGGUGAUAUAUGGAACCUGCAAAACUCGUGUAAUCCCCUAUUUUGCAUCUACCGUGCUUUUUCAAGUCUAUUCUUUGAUCUGUUCAAUUUAAUCAGAUUCAAUUUUCUUUGAUAAUUUCGGUGUGCUUUAGGUACUUUGGAGUGUUAGAUACGCUUAAUUUUAUUAUUUUUUCUUUUUUUCUGUUCAAUUAUGGAUUUUGAGUUGCUUUCAAGUGUUGCCUAAUUUUGUUUCCUUAUUUGGAGAUUCUAUUUAUGGUAAACGAGGAGUCAAUAAUUGAUCAUAGAGGAAGAGAGACUUAGAAAAGCGUUUUUGUAAAUCAUUUGAUGAGCUUUGGAUUUGUCUAAUUAUAGUUGAAGUUAAUGUUUGGUUUGGAUUAGAUGUGCUCCUAAAUUUGGUUGAUCUAAUUGAUUAAAUGAAAUUAAUCAUCUCCUGAUACAGUAGUUUGCUACAACUGUCAGGAACCACUUUCUAUCCUCUGAUUUUCAGCUUUCAAUUAUAUAUAUAUAUUGCUCCAAUUCAGAGAACUCUUCACUCAUUCGUCAUAUAUAUAUUCUUCGAGUUCAUAGAAAUGGCUGUUUCUUUGACUCGUUUGUCGUGUUGGUUGUGGGGUGGGAAAGACAAAGAGCCUGUCUCUAAUGGGUCUUCCCUAAAUUCUUCUUCGGAUUGGGGUUUGGGUUUGAGGGAAUUGGAAAAUGUGAAAUUUCCUACUGUCAAGGGGGCGAAGAUUGCCGCCUCAUCAACCCGAAAGGUUAAGAGGAAAUGGCAAAGUAGGGAAGAGAGGAGAAUUGACAAGGAAUAUGAUGCUAUAUUGGUGCCAUCAGAUGGUGUUUGUUUGUCGGGGUCUGAAUCCGAUGACUCGGACUGGUCAAUUGGGUGGUCGGAACCACACGCCCCUGAUUUCCAGAGUGAUGAUGAGGCAGACAACAGUUUUGCAGUGCUGGUUCCUUGCUACAGGUAUGAUUGCAAGGAGAUGGAGGAGGGCCCAAAUACUCACUUCUCAAGUGUCAUCAAGAACCUCCCCAAUAAGUAUGCUGGCCUACGAUUUGUCAAUCAUGCUUAGUUCUGUUCUUUUGGGUUGGAUAUGCAGAUGGCAAGAAGUAUGCAGAGCAGUGGCUUUCUUCUCUUCCAUAGCGCUGAAGCAUACUGAUUGGUUACUGUACUAGUUCUGAGGCAAAUAUUUGAAUAGAGUUUGUUAUGAUAUAGAUUAGAUAUUUAGAAGGGGAAGAAAAAUAGUUAAAAUUUACCGACAAGAAAAAGAAGAAAGAAAAAAGAAAAUGAAAUUAAAACAAAGAAAGGUGCCUUCUUUCUCUACAAUCUGGCAAAAUUGUGGGUAAUGCUGUUAAUUGCGCCUUGGAGUACUAAUGACGGGGAAGAAGACAUAUAUCUUGAAGUUUUCAGCUCAUUAUGUUAGGUUCUUCAGGUUAUCAGGGUUAGGUUUGGGUCAAACCGUAACGUGAUCAGACUGCUUUACAUGUAAAAUGCAGAUUCUUUAUUGUAAAUACUGCGUCUGUGAAAUAUUUGAAGCAUGUUUGUGCUUCUGACUUCCAGCUGCUGUAAAUAAUUCUCUGCUUCUCUCAAGUUAUGAAAUCAAAGGCCAACCAGUUUAUUUCGUGU
Camellia sinensis is the source of this 2002-nucleotide messenger RNA. NCBI's taxonomy places the organism in Eukaryota, Viridiplantae, Streptophyta, Magnoliopsida, Ericales, Theaceae. The record is from RefSeq and is a predicted model, not a curated record.